AUGCCUUCUCUGUGGAAACGGAUAACCUUCUCUGUGGCCUCGGUGCUCUGUAUCGGCUCGGUGGUGCUGCUGGUCGUGGCCCUGUCCACGGAGCGGUGGGUCACCGGACGGAUCCUGUGUAAAACCGGGGCGGAGAUAGUGAACGCGUCCCACCCGGAGCUGGAGCAGUUCAUCGGGGACAUUUACUACGGCUUGUUUCAGGGAGGGAAGACCAAGAGGUGCGGGCUGGGCAACAGACGCUCCAAAAUAUACAUUUUCCCAAAGCUCGUGCGGAAGAUUAAUGGCGGCCUUCACAUGAUGGUGAUCCUGUUCCUGCUGGUGGCUGUGGGCUUCGCGUUGGUCAGUCUAUCUUUCUGCAUUUACAACGCACGCAAGGUUCCCUACCAGAGCAUCAAAGGGCACAAAGGACUCUACCUGUGGAACUUCAUAGCUGCUCUGUUCGGAGCCCUGGGUGUGCUGUGUUUCCUGGCAGCCGUGAGGCACCACAGUCUGACCGAGCUGAUUGCCAAUCAUCGGGAAAAUCUCUUUGUGCUGGUUGUACUGGAUGACAGUCUGGACUGGUCCUUCUGGCUCGGUGUGGGCAGCAUUGUGAGUCAUUUUGCUGUCUGUGGAGUGGUUGCAAUGAGCCGGAUCAAAUUGCCCAAACCGGAGAUCAAGAAACCCGAAGAACCCACCAUCUCUGCUCUGGACCUGCUCUACUGA
Messenger RNA from Plectropomus leopardus (leopard coralgrouper), 702 nucleotides. It is a transcript of the gene clrn2, whose product is annotated as clarin 2. The record is from RefSeq and is a predicted model, not a curated record. Lineage: Eukaryota; Metazoa; Chordata; Actinopteri; Perciformes; Serranidae.